This is a messenger RNA of Eucalyptus grandis, 1012 nucleotides long. RefSeq lists its product as uncharacterized. NCBI's taxonomy places the organism in Eukaryota, Viridiplantae, Streptophyta, Magnoliopsida, Myrtales, Myrtaceae. The transcript has 6 exons. Bases 107 to 715 code for a protein of 202 amino acids. The record is from RefSeq and is a predicted model, not a curated record.
UUAGUAUUUCAAUCUCCACAACCUUAUACAACGCCCAAAUACGUUACUUACCUCCUAGCCCUUCCCCUCUCUCCCUCUCCCUCAUAUUUUCUCUGCUCCUGAAGAGAUGGCUUCUUCCACAACCAUGGCUGUUUUAGCUCUUCUUGUUGUGCUCCUCCCUAUGGCUGCUACUGCUGCUGACAGUUUGACUCCUUUCAUUGAGGAGCUAUGCAACGAAGUGGAAUGUGGAAAGGGGUCGUGCGUCGUGAACACUAGCGCUACAUUUGGCUUCGAAUGCCAGUGCAACGCAGGUUGGAAGCGGACUCGCCUUGACAAUGAAGAUGACUACAAGUUCCUUCCCUGUGUCAUCCCAAACUGUUCUGUUCAGUACUCCUGCAUGCCUGCGCCUCCGCCGGUCCCUUCCGUUCCAGAGAACACAUCCGUCUUCGAUCCUUGCUACUGGAUAUAUUGUGGAGGAGGAACAUGCACAAAGUCCUCGACUUACGAGCACACUUGCCAGUGCGAUGCCGGUUACACGAAUCUCAUGAAUGUCAGCGUCUACCCGUGCUUCAGCGAAUGCGCAAUUGGUAAUGACUGUGAAAAGCUCGGAAUCAAAGUUUCCAACUCGUCUGCUACAGGAUCAGACAGCGGAAGCUAUGCGCACAUGUUCCUACCUGGGAAGUUGCUGUGGAUGACCAUCUUUACAGCAUCCAUGGCUUUAGUUCUAUGGAACUAGAAGAGGGCGUCAUCGCGAGACCGAGACUUCAUGUGGAGUUGUACUAAAGCCGUAUAAAUUAUACUCAGUUUCGAUUUCUGCAAUUGCUUACGUUACACUUUGUUCUUUAUUUGUUGAAGUGACAUUCUUGUGUAAAAUUGUUAUAGGAACAUGUCAAUUUUAUGAUUGACACUACACUACACUACAUUACAUGUAUAAAAGAGAGUGCUUUCACUCCUUUCACUUGUUGAAGUGACAUUCUUGUGUAAAAUUGUUAUAGGAACAUGUCAAUUUUAUGAUUGACGCUACACUACACUA